AUGGGUCAUGAUAGUAAUAUUUUAUCUGAAGAAAAUUCUCAUAAACGUCAUGCAUUCAUCCCAUCAUUAACUCGAAUCGAAUGUAAUAAACUUAUUAAUUGUACUCGAUUUGUUUUACCAUCAAGAGAAUCUAAAAUACAAAAAAACGCUAAAUUUACAUUAGCUCGAUCAGCACCAGAUUUGACACCAAUAAACAAUAAAAAAACUAAUUAUGUACAAAUAUAUAAACCAAUCUAUAUAGCUCGUUAUACAAAAACUAUUAAAGGACAAUUUGUUUAUGAUGAAGGUGAUAAAUUUGAAUUAAUUGAGGAAAUCGAUGAAGAAUAUUUACAUGUUAUUCAUUUACGUACAAAUAUUGAAUAUAAAAUACAUCAAAAACGUUUACAACUUGAUCCUGAAACAUCAUUACGUUUAGGUAGUACUGAUCGAGGUGUUAUACAACGAUGUUUAUUUCAAUAUAACAUACCUGGUGCUUAUCUUAUACGUCGAAAAUCAAAAUUAAAUCAUAUAUUAUUUAAAUCAUUUCAUGAACUUAUUCAUAAUGAAAAUGUUCUAAAAACUAUACCAUUAUCAAUAAAAUUACCAUUUCGAAUUGAAUUUGAAGAAGAUCUAUGGCAUAUUCCAAGACGUCAUUUAACAUUUGAAUAUUGUAUAGGUGAAGGUGAAUUUGGAGAAGUAUGA
Rotaria sordida is the source of this 681-nucleotide messenger RNA. NCBI's taxonomy places the organism in Eukaryota, Metazoa, Rotifera, Eurotatoria, Philodinida, Philodinidae. The record is from the annotation of a GenBank genome assembly.